Molecule: messenger RNA, 3945 nt
Organism: Cyclocybe aegerita
Lineage: Eukaryota; Fungi; Basidiomycota; Agaricomycetes; Agaricales; Hemipholiotaceae
Source: the annotation of a GenBank genome assembly
AUGCUCAGAUCCUUCACACGAACACCCAGCGCGAGCAACCUCAAAUAUUUCCAUUCUUCAUCCCCCGACUCACACGCGCUCAAACAGCGAUAUCUACGUUCGGACUCACCAGUUUCCCGCAACACCAAGACUAAAGAGAAACUGAAAGAUAGAGAAGAUCAGUCAAUUUAUGACGAAGAGGCCCUCAUUCAACGGCACGUCAAGAGAAAUGAACUCGGCGUGCAGCUUCUUUCUCGUGGGCUACACUCCCAGAUAUUCAAAUCUGUUUCUUUUCCAUCCCCCCCUCCUUCAUAUGUACAAAUCUCCAAGGAACAUCUGCGAAUGCAUGGGUUAGAUCCCUCUCAAGGAUCUGUUCUCCCAGAUAUAAAUUUCCAGCUUCCCCCGCUGCAAGGAUCCAAUAUCUCCGAGCACUUCCAUCGCAUUGGAGUCCAUGCCGCGGAACCAUGGCUUACACUCGCUCGUUCACUUUCAUCGGCCGCAAUACCUCCAAAACCAGAUAACUGGCAUAUUCAGAGUGGCUGGACCAAAUACCACUAUGCUCCAGAUGGCUCAAGCUACAGCGAGCACGUUAAAACCCCUGUUCACAACGGCAGCUCAGAGCAAUUGCUAGUUUUCGAUGUUGAGACAAUGCCCAACCAGCACCCAUAUGCUGUCAUGGCAUGCGCAGCGUCACCCAAUGCAUGGUAUGCUUGGAUAUCACCAUGGUUGUUGGGAGAGUCCAAAGACCCUCAGCACUUCAUCCCCCUUGGAGAUCCUGCCACCCCGAGGGUCGUCGUAGGGCAUAACAUUUCCUAUGACCGUAUCAGAAUCGCCGACGAAUACAACGUCCCCGCGACCUCAAACCGCUUCCUAGACACGAUGUCCCUUCACAUCGCGGUUAAUGGCAUAUCCUCCCAUCAACGACCUUCCUGGAUGAAGUAUCGCAAAUCAAAACAGGAGGAGGAGGAACAGAAAGAGGAAGCGGUGGAAGCGGUGGAGGCACUUAUACGUUCUGUCACUGAACGCCAGAAACAAGAAGCCGACACGUCGAGGAAAGAGGAGUUUAAGAAACUCCUUAAGCAAAUGGAAGCCAGCCUUCUUAUGCUCCAAGCCCCUGCAGACGAAGAUGGCGACAUAUCUGCCGACGAAAUUGCGUCGAAGCGGUGGGAAGAUAUUACCUCUGCCAAUUCCCUUGCAGACGUUGCCAAACUGCACUGCGGGAUUAGGAUGGACAAGGAAAUAAGGAACGACUUAAUGGAAUCGGAACCACAACAUAUCCGCGACAAUAUAACUGAUUAUCUCGAUUACUGCGCUAACGAUGUCGAUAUUACACACCGUGUUUACUCUAAGACUCUCCCAGCCUUUCUCCGUGCUUGUCCGCAUCCCGUCUCUUUUUCAGGGAUUCUGACUAUGGGCUCUUCCUUUCUAACCGUUGACGAAAAUUGGACGAAAUAUUUGGAGAAUGCUGACGCGAUCUACCAUGAAAUGGAAGAAAAGGUUCAGAGCAAGCUGAAGAAGCUGGCAGAGGAGGCACGCGACCUCAUGAAUGACGAACAGAAGUGGAUGGCAGACCCUUGGCUAGGCCAACUCGACUGGGAACCUAAGGUGGCCGGCAAGUCUAGAGGCGUGCUACCUGCUGGAGAAGUUACGACGGAUCGCCCACAGCUUGAAGACAGCCUCCCAGCUUGGCACGAGCAACUUGUGACAAAGCCGCUAGCGAAGUCGACAGUGGACCUAUUAGUUCCGUUACUACUCAAGAUUUCGUACGACAACCAACCCGUCUAUUUCGACGAGAAAGAAGGUUGGCAUCAGCAGAUCGACGGACGGAAGACCCCACUUCCUUUGGCCAAAGGCAGGAAAAUGAAGACCAUCCUUUCGAAAUCCACCUGGAAGCAUUUCACAAGCGGGAGUCUGACAACUAGUGAUCUGGAACUUACCAAAGCCCUCUGCGGAGGCGCAGACAAUGAGGAAGUAUCCAAUCGUAUUGUCUCUUAUGCCAACAUCCUUCUCCAAGAGUCGAGAACGAGCCAGGAUAAGGACCCCUGGAUUUCCCAGCUUGAAUUCCUAGCGAAGCCGAAGCGGGUCAAAAAGCCAAAACCUCUCAAACCCCCUCCCGUCUUGUGGCCCAAGUGGUACUGGGAGGCGACGAAACCGAAGAAGGGGAUGCCGCCGGGUACGCUUGAAGUAACAGUACGGACACGUAUUGCUCCCAUCCUCCUUCGUCUCUCAUGGCUAGGGUAUCCUCUUGUCCACUCCCGUGAACAUGGGUGGACCUUCCGUGUACCCACCAAUGCGAAUUUCAAGACUCGACUGUCGCCUCUUAAGUUUUACGAUCCAGCCGAUGACAAAUUAUCUGAAGCAGUCCUCAGCGGUACCUAUGUCUUUUAUAAGGUCCCUCACAAGGAUGGCGAAAAGGCCAACGUUGCCAACCCAUUAGGCAAGUCCUUUAUCAAAUACGCCCAGGACGGUACCUUGAAGAGCCCGGGCAAUGAAGCCAAGGAGGCUUUGGACCUCAACUCCCUGUGUAGUUACUGGAUUAGCGCCCGGGACAGAAUCACCAAUCAACUCGUCGUCUGGCAGGACUCUCAACGUUCCUUAGGACUCCCAUCUCCAACAGACAGUUCUAAGAAGUACGGAAUCAUCCUCCCUCAGGUCAUCACAAUGGGGACUGUCACUCGAAGAGCCAUUGAGAAGACCUGGUUGACUGCCAGCAACGCAAAAAAGAAUCGCGUUGGAUCCGAACUUAAGGCUAUGGUGCGGGCCCCGGAGGGAUAUGCCAUCGUCGGGGCCGAUGUGGAUAGCGAAGAGCUCUGGAUCUCAAGCUGCAUGGGUGAUGCACAAUUUGGCCUCCAUGGCGCCUCUGCCAUUGGUUGGAUGACCUUAGAAGGGACGAAGGCAGCAGGUACCGAUCUCCACUCCAAGACUGCUAGCAUCUUGGGGAUAUCUCGUGAUCAAGCGAAAGUUUUUAACUAUUCGCGCAUCUAUGGCGCUGGAAUGCGCCAUGCGAUUCUCCUUCUUCUGCAAUCCAAUCCUUCCAUGCUGCCUGAUGAGGCACAGAAGCUUGCGGAGAAUUUAUAUGCUUCAACAAAGGGGAAGAACACCCAUCGUUCCGACAUCUUCGAACGUAAAUUCUGGUUUGGAGGCACAGAAAGUUACUUGUUCAAUAAAUUGGAAGAAAUUGCGAUCUCUGACAAGCCUCAAACUCCGGCUCUCGGUUGCGGUGUCACUUAUGCUCUUUCCAAGGAGUAUCUACCUGAAGGUUUCGGUUCUGACUUCAUGCCAUCUCGCAUUAACUGGGUCGUGCAAUCUUCUGGCGUUGAUUACCUCCAUCUCCUGAUUGUCGCGAUGAACCAUCUCGUCCGCAAAUACGACAUUAACGCACGGUACUUGAUCUCCGUUCAUGACGAACUUCGCUACCUUGUCGCCGAAGAAGACAAAUAUCGGGUUGCUCUGGCGCUUCAGAUCGCAAACCUCUGGACACGCAGCAUGUUCGCAUACAACUUGGGGAUGGAUGAUCUUCCGCAAGGCGUGGCGUUCUUCUCGGCCGUGGACGUCGACGCUGUCCUUCGUAAAGAAGUAGACAUGCCAUGUGUUACACCGUCUCAACCCAUUCCAAUACCACCCGGCGAGAGUUUGGAUAUUAUGAAGGUUCUCCAGAGGACAAAUGGUGGCUCUCUUCAAAGAGACGGCCUUCCGAUGGCCCGCCAGGGAGAGGAGGAACUCGAAGGCAAUCUUGUUGGAUAUACCCAGCCUGACUGCCUCUCUCAUCGAGCCAACAACGCCGCCUGGCUUCAAGCUCAAGCAACAACUGAUUUUGGAGAGGUCAAGGGUCUCGCUCAGCAAGUCUACGGGAAGCAAUUCACUGGCAAUGCUACAAAACCAAAAGUUCGUCGAAAGAAAGCUCCAAUAGGGACUGGAGAGGGGUUUGACUGGUCGGAACAUGCGGAACGAAUCCUAAUGUCAUGA